Messenger RNA from Leptopilina boulardi, 5960 nucleotides. RefSeq names its product protein drumstick (gene drm). Gene Ontology annotation, molecular function: DNA-binding transcription factor activity, RNA polymerase II-specific; RNA polymerase II transcription regulatory region sequence-specific DNA binding. NCBI's taxonomy places the organism in Eukaryota, Metazoa, Arthropoda, Insecta, Hymenoptera, Figitidae. Gene Ontology annotation, biological process: embryo development; embryonic pattern specification; regulation of transcription by RNA polymerase II. The record is from RefSeq and is a predicted model, not a curated record. The coding region runs from base 834 to 1139 and encodes 101 amino acids. The transcript has 3 exons. Gene Ontology annotation, cellular component: nucleus.
UGCUAUUCGGCGACCGGUGAGACAAGGACAGAAACACACUCCAUUGGGUCGGGAUAAAAACCGCUACUACUUCUUCUUCUCUUUCUUUUACUACCACUACUACUACUACUACUACUACUAUCAUCCAGCAGCUUCAAAACGGCAUCGCGCUGCGCGGAAGGUUGAACAGAAGAACCACCAGGCCCGAGUUCGGUAGGGAGGUCCCGGUCCUCCAACCAGAAGAAGCGAAGACCUUUAGCGCUACACUACGACCUACCGUCUUCGGUCUACUAUUCGGGCUACCAAGUACCAACCAACCGGACGGUUUCAGUCGACGCCGCGCACCCAAACGGUCCAGACCUGUCAGGCCUUUUGGCUUCACGCAGCUUCCAAAAAAAAAAAAAACCGUGCUUCGAAUUAAUUGGAUUAAUUCAUCGGAAAACAUUUUUUUUUUUAAUUAAAUACAAAUUCGUGUGAUUCUAUCAGUUUUGUCAAAAUUCAUCAAAAGUGUUUCUUCAUCAUUCCAAUUAUUCGUAGCUUGCCGUGUGUGUGAUCAAAGUGCGAUCCAUCGUUGGCAAUACCAAGUCAGUGUGAUCUCACUCCCGGGAGCCAGCAGCCAACCAGUCAGCGUGACAAGAAGCGAGGGAGGAGAGAGAGAGAGAGAGGACUGACUAGGGGCCAAAAAGAAAGAAAAAAAAAAAAGAGAGAAAGAAAGAGAGAGAGAGAGAGUUUUGCCCAAAAGAGAGACUGCGAGGCCACUGAAGAAAAGAGGGAGAGACUUGAAGCGAUAGAGAGAAAGAGAGAGAGAAACAGAGUAUAUAGUCUCAACGAGGGAGCGGUGGGAAUUUAUAAGGAUGUUCGCGAUAAUGCCAAUGGAGACAGAGGGGCACGGCAGGGAGUUCGGCCGGCGGCAGAAGAUGCGAGCCAAGUGCACCGUCGAGUUCGUUUGCAAGUAUUGCCAGCGACGUUUCACCAAGCCCUAUAACCUGAUGAUCCACGAACGCAGUCACAAGGACGACGUGACCUUCACCUGCGAGGUCUGCGGCAAGUCCUUCAAGCGACAGGACAACCUCAAACAACACAGAAGUAUACACUCCGUUCCCUACAAGGGCUCCAACGGCUACUCCAAUGGCUAUUCGAAUGGCUACUCUAGGUACUAGAAGCCAUCCAGCCAUUCCAACAACUCCGUAGAUUUGUUUUUUUUUUUUUUAAAUAUGUAGAUUUUUAAUUUUCCAAUUCCUUCCCCUUCGAAUUUCCCUUUUUCCUAUAAAAAAAAAAAAAAAUAAAAGAAAAAUCCUUUUUUUAGUCAGACGCACAACAACUCCAUUGGAAUAAUCUAUAAAUGAUCCUUCCAGCGCUCUCACUAGUCCGGCAGUCUUUCAUUUCCUUUUUUUCAUCCUUGAAUCAUCCUUGAAUCAUUCUUGAAUCAUUCUUGAAUAAUUCAUUUCCUUUCAUCUUGAAUCAUUAUUUCCGAUAAAUUAUAUCUCCAUCCGAUUCAUUAAUUUUGAAUCUUCUUUAAAUUAUCCUGAUUUUUGUGACAUCCUUUAUGUGUUAGAAUUAUCUCUAUUCAUCAAAAAAGUCAUUUUGAUUCCAUAUUCCUUGAAAACCUAUCCUCCGCUUCGUAUAAUUUUUUUUUUUUUUUUUUUUUUUUUUUGAAAUCUAUAAUGCCGACCCUCCCGGAAAUCGAUGCAACGAGGUACAACGCUCCAAGGAAGUCUUGCAGUAUAUCCAAAAAGUCUGCAUUCAUCAUCUGUUACGAGCAAUCCAAUUGGAGGAUGUAAGAAAAUUAAAGAAAAAGAAAAAUGCUUUGAAUUUUGUAUAAAUAUUAUUUAUGUGCAAUUGUAUUUCUUGUAUUUGUAAUUUUUUUUUUUUUUUUAAUUAUAAUUUAUUUGCCAAAAAAAAAAUUUUUAUGCCACAAAGCUUGCGAAAUUGAUGAGGAAAAAAGAGAGAACCGGUUGUAGAUUAUUAAUUGUUUAAAAUUCAACUCAUUUUGGGUUCAGGUUUUUUUUUCUGUUUAGUGUAAUUAGUGGAAUUAAUAGGGUAAAAUUAUUAUCUGUUUUGAAAAGCUGUUGAUGAGGAACUGAAAAAAAAGGAAGAAGAAAAAAGAGACAAAAAGGCAGUAAAGAGUUUGUUGAAGAAAAGGUUAUACAAAACAAAAGAUUCGAAGAAGUCUCCUAAAAGAUAUAUUCAAUUCGUACGUUAAAAUUAUCAUCUAAGGAUUUGAAAAUCUAAUGAUGAGGAACGUUUUUUAAAGAAAGGAGACAAAAAGAAGAAACAAAAUACAGUAGAAAGUUUGUUCAAGAAAAGGAAAUAUAUACAGCACAUGAUUAGAAGAAGUCUCCUAAAACUUAAUCCGUACGUUAAAAUCCAUCAUCUGUAGGAAUUUUGUAGACCUAAUGAUAAAGGGUUACUUUUCUAGAAAAUUGUUCAGAACCUACGUGAAACAAAGAAGAAGAAGAAGAAGAAAAAGAAGAAGAAAAGGUAACAGAACGUUGGACUAGUGAAGAAAUAUAACAAAAGAUUAGAAGAAGUCUUCUAAAACUUAAGAUUCAUUUCGUACCGAAAAAUUGUUAUCAUUUAAUGAUUUGAAAAUCUAUUGAUGAAGAACUGCUUUUUCUUGUAGAAAGGAAGGAGAUAGAGACAAAGAAGAAGAAAAAGAAAAGGACAGUAAAAAGUUUGUUCAAGAUAAAGAAAUGUAAUACAAGAUUAGAAGAAGUCUCCUAAAAUAUAAGAUGCAAUUGAUAUACGUUAAAAUCAUCAAAUGAUUUGAAAACAUGUUGAUGAAGAACUGCCUUUUCUUGAAGAAAGGAAGGAGAAAGAGAUUAAGAAGAAGAAGAAGAAAGGCAGUAGAGAGUUUGUUCAAGAAAAAGAAAUACAUACAACACAUUAGAAGAAGUCUCCUAAAACUUAAGACACAAUCCGUACGUUAAAAUCAUCAUCUGUAGGAAUUUUGUAAACCUAAUGAUAAAGGGUUACUUUUUCUAGAAAAUUGUUCAGAACCUACGUGAAGCAAAGACGAUGAAGAAAAGUAAACAGAACGUUGAACAGGAACAUUCCUAAAAAUUAAAAUCCAGUACUCCCAAUAACAUCAGCUAAUAAUUUUGUAACCUAUUUAGUACACCUAUUAUUUAGUAUUCUAUUUAGUAUACUAUUUGGCAAACUAGUAUACAAUUUAGCAAACUAGUAUACUAUUUAGUUUAUAUAUACUACAUUCGUAAAAUAAUUAAGAAAUCUAAAAAACAAUCAUCAUUUCGCAAACAAAAGAUGCAAUUUCAAUAAAAUACAUCCUUAAAAGAAACAGCGAAGUAAUCUUUUGAAUUAUAGUCAAAAGACUAUUCUUUCUCCAAGUCUCAUAUCCAUUGGAGAAACAAGCAAAUAUUAAGGACGUAUUUACCUCGAGGCUCAUGCGUCCAAAAUUGGACUACAUAAUAAUGGUCGAGAGAGAGAGAGAGAGAGAGAGAAAAAAAAGGAAAGAGAUGGUGAAGAUGCUACCAAAGUUUAGUGAUGUUAAGCUACCGUGGACCACGCCCAAUCCUCAGGCGACAUGUUCUCUUUCUUAAACCACAUAAUCUAUAACGGAAGCCACAAACGGAAAAUAAAAAAGAAUUAUUUUUUUUCUUUUUUUGAAAAAUCAUUUUUUUUAUUAACCUUGUGAAGGAAAACGAGAAAGUCGAAACAAAUACAUCGUUCGCAUAUAAAACGCACUUUGGCAUAUAUGUCUCUUUGGCUUCUCAGUGGAUAAACAUAUGCGAAGCAUGAAUGUCACUUCAAUUUCGACCGCUCUCAAUAAUUUGACGAGCACUAGGAUCGGCGUAGACAUCGAGCUCGAUCAAGCGGAAUGGCACAAAUAAUUAAUUGCAUUUAUAAAGCACCAAGAAAUGACCACGUCCGAUCAUGUUCGCGGUGGGUCCACACACACAUACUUUUGUGACAUUAUUUAUUUUUUAUUUUUUUUUUUUUUAAAUAACCGAUUAUUUCAUCAAUCCACCCGGUUCUCUCUGACCUCUUCGAAAACUCUAAUAUCUGGAUAAAUUUUUUUUUUUUUUUUAAAUUAACGGCCCUCCCACUGUCACGGAGAAAGUGAACAAGAAUCGAAAUGCAGAACCGGUUUUUUUUAACCCUUAGUACUCGAUUAGGUAUAAUUUUAUUUUUUUGUCCUUCAUAAAAGUGAAUGUAAAAUAUUGACAAUUUGUACGUAUAUAAUGCAAUAUCGAUUAAUUAUCAAUAAUCAAAUUUUUUUCUUCUAAAUACCCGAGUAAAAUAAUCUGCGCACAGAUUUUGUCGCCAGUUUUUAUUUGGUUUGCAUAGAAAAAAAAAACCUGAGCUCAAAAAUGAUUAAUUAAUUUUUUAAACGCAUGAAAAAUUGUGCCUCGUAGGUGUCGCCACGUUCUAUUUUAGAAUUCAUUCAUUUUGAACUACAAAAAAAAAUUAAUGAGUUCAGAAUUUUUUUUUCUGUGAUUUUUACAAGAAAAAUCCUUUAUAAUAUAUUGAGAAUAUUCUUUGCCCGGUGAUAUUUGAAUUUUUGAAUUUCUCAAUAUUUUGAAAAAAGAAAAUUAUUUUAGUUUAUAAAACAAAAAUUCCAGUGAUGAUAAUUUUUGAUAUUGCAUCAAUAUUUUCAGAUUUUUACAAAGUAAAUGACCAUAAAUUAGAGAUUAUUUAUUUUUCCAUUCUCGGCGAUUUGAUAAUUUUCGAGUUUUGUUUCCUUCCUUUUUUUUUUUUUAACCAAAAUAUUUAUGUAUACAAAAAAAGUGUGCCAAAUUUAAAUUUUUCGUCGAUUCAAAAAUUUUGCUCUUUUCAAUUCGAAUAAAUGUUUUUAAUAGAAAAAAAAAUUGUCUCUUGAAAAAUAAUAGAAAUGCAUAUUUUUGAAAAAUGAAAAUUUUCAAUUUGGCGGGAAAAUGUAUUUAAUUUAUAUAUAUAUAUAAAAAAAAUGAAAAAGCAGCUAUGGCGCCUCGAAUAUAUCGAGAUAGAAGCUUAUCAGUUCGCUUAUUUUGUUCGUAACGCGCUUUUUUUUUGGAUAUCUGCAUUAUUUGAUAGCAAAAAAAAAAAAAAAAAAAAAAAUGUGAAUAUCAAAUUUUUCUUUUCCCCUCGUCAUAAAUAAUUAAGAAAAGAAAAGAAAAUUGUUUAUAUUAUUUGAAAAGUCGCUUUCUUUCUUUUUUUUAAAAAAGAAAUAUUUAAAAAAAAAUAAUAACUUCCAAAACAAUGAGACUGCAGUCGCGCGCUUUGUACAUAGCUUAAUAAUGUAUUACAAUAUGUGUUUUUAAUAUUAUUAUAUUGAUAAUUAUAAUAAUUAUUAUAUUAUAAAUAUUACGAGCACUACGAAUAUAUAUUAUAUAUUAUUAUAUAUUAUUUUUAUUAUAAUUAUUAUUAUUUUAUAAAAUAAUAGGAAUUAGUCAUUUUUUUUAGCACUCAAUAUAUAUAAUAUACAUAUAUAUUAUAUAUUUAGGGAGUCUUAACUCAGUCAUACGAGUUGAUUUAUCCUUUCACAGUACCUAGUACUAUAAUGGAGUGAUAAUAAUUUUAUUUGAUUAUAAAAAAAAAAUUGUAUGUCGAUUUUCAUAUAUACAGUGAAAUUUAUUUGAUUCAAAUAAUCCAUUAUUUUACAUAAAUAAAUAUUUUCUCGAAUCAAAUAAUUUUUAAGUCAAUUAAAAUUGGGUAAAUUAAAUUUUUGUUUAAAUUAGAGAAAUUAUUCAUAACUAUCAGAUUCAAUUAUUUGAUUUCAAAAAAAAAAUUUUUUUUUGCAAGUAAAUAUUUAUUUCAAUCAAGUAAUCGAUUAUUUGAAUUCAAAUAAAUUUUUUUUAGUGUAUAUAUGAAUGAAUAAUAAUUGAGAAUUGAGUGCACGUGUAGUAUGAUGAUAUUUUGUUAAUCUUUCAAAAAGAAAAUGACAAAUGUCCGCGUGCGUUUUUGGUCAGUCAUUAUAUAAUUAUGUGUAUUUACGAUCGUAUUCAUCGAUCCUGUCAAUAAAUUUUCCAAGUCGAACAAAA